UCCUGACGCAGAUCCGCCGUGGCUCCGCUGCAGGCCGCUUGCCGCCUCCGCGCAUGUGCCUCAGGCUUUCGUAGCGGCGGCGACGACAGCGGUAGCUGCGGAGACCACGACGACGACGACGCCGGGGCUUUCGCCUCCUCCCAUGGCCGGGACGCGCUGGGUGCUGGGCGCGCUGCUCCGGGGCUGCGGCUGUAGCUGCAGCAGUUGCCGCCAGACCGGCGCGGCCUGCCUGCCGCUGCGCCACGCCGCCUCAGUCUCCUCCUCAGCCGCCGCCUCCGCCUCCGCCUCCUCCUCCGGUUCCCUCGGCCUCUCCGGCCGCCGCCGCCUCCUGUUCUUGCUCGGGGCAGCCACGCAGAGCCGCGAGUUCGCCGGCUCCGCCGGGCCUUUGCCCGGCUUCGGCGCCCUGAGGAGCUCGCUGCUGCCUCCGGCCCUCGCGGGGACAUGCUACAGCCAGGAGCACAGCCCUCCAUUUCAUGAUGAAUAUCCGCCUCUCUCAGAGUAUGACCCAUCUCCAACUAAGUCACAUGGCGAGGAAGAUGAUGUGUAUCUUAUUCGGGCCCAGGGUCUGCCUUACUCCUGCACCGAGGAAGAUGUUCUCAACUUUUUUUCAGGUAGCAAGAUUCGAAAUGGUGUGAAUGGCAUCCACUUCCUCUUAAACCGAGAUGGCAAACGCAGAGGAGAUGCUUUGGUUGAACUGGAGUCAGAACAGGAUGUGCAAAACGCCUUGGACAAGCACAGAAGAUAUCUGGGUCAGCGUUAUGUGGAAGUUUUUGAAAUACAUAAUGAGGAUGUUGAUGCCAUCAUGAAGAGCUUGCACUCCAGUUCAACAUCUGUGACAAACGAUGGAGUGGUGAGACUGAGAGGCCUUCCCUACAGCUGCAAUGAAAUGGAUAUUUCUGAGUUCUUCUCAGGUUUGACUAUAGUCGACAUAACAUUUGUCAUGGACCAGAGGGGAAGAAGGAAAACGGGAGAAGCAUUUGUGGUGUUUGCUACCCCUGAGAUGGCUAAUCAAGCCUUGUUGAAGCAUAAGGAGGAAAUUGGGAACCGAUACAUAGAAAUAUUCCCAAGCCAAAAGAGUGAAAUUCGAACACACAAUGGCUUUUUCCGGGGCAAGAUGAUGGGCUAUCCCACUCUGAAACAAGAUUCCGAAUCUGUUUUUGACGAAAGUGAGUUGAAUGAGGCCUUAAGACCGACUGCUACGUAUGAAAGUGAUAAAGAAAAUGAAGUUUUUAAGCAAGCAUUUGAAAAGCCUCGGGAUGUGUCGGAGUCUGGGAGUUUCUCCUCGCUUCACUUUGUUCAUUUGAGGGGUCUGCCAUUUCAAGCAACUGCACAAGAUAUUAUAAAUUUCUUUGCUCCCCUGAAACCGGUGAGGAUCACUAUGGAAUAUAAUUCAAGCGGGAAAGCAACGGGAGAAGCGGAUGUUCACUUUGAGACACAUGAAGAUGCGAUUGCAGCCAUGGCCAAGAACAGGUCGAACGUGCAGCAUAGAUACAUUGAAUUAUUCCUGAAUUCAUCACCAAGCAGAAAAAAUGGUUGCCAGUGACGAUGGCAUAAUUCCCAAAGUAUAGGAUAAAUCAAGAUGCAUUUCAUUUGCACAUUUUCCUAGAGCUGGAAUAUAGGUGUUCCCGUAACCGGCAAGGAAAAAUUCUAAAGGACUCUUUUUCUCCUGAAUUGCCUUUCAAAGUAAAUCUAGCAGCUGCAGCUGCAACCCCACAAAUCGUUUGUGCAGGAUCUGUUUAAAACCAAAAUUAAAGUUGAACUGUCCUUAAGCUUCUUGUUACAUGUCCUGGUAGACUGGGGCCCAAGCUGUGAUCACAGGGUUACAUAAAUGUCAGUUUCUAAAGCACGGAUGCUUCAGAUGCGUUGCUGAUUGUUUCACUCUGGUUAAGCAAGAUAGAAGUGGGCUGUGAUUUCAAUGCCAACUCAACAUUUAAAGUUAGGGGGAGAAGUGUGAGAUUCUGUAGCCUGCUGCAAAUUGCUUAUCUCUGGUAGGUAGAACAGUGUUACAUCUGCACCAGUCUGUUACAUGGAACUUAAUGACAGAAAUGCUCUGAUGCAGUAAUUCAUGGUAGGAGUUCUGUGGGUCACCACAAAGAAAGUUCCUUAAUAUUGACUAGGAUAGGGAAGCUGAAUUGCAGCAUAUGCUCAGCAGAGCAUGCAUGGGGCUUUUGGGUCAGAUCUUAGAUAGGGUGCUGAAUACUGACUAUAAAGAAACUGCUGUUUCUCCAUAAGUAGCUUCAGCUGUAUUAACAUUUAACUCGGAAGUUAGCAGAUUGUCAUAUGUAUGGUAAAGACUUAAUGCUUUCAGUCUUCAUCCUAGUAAGAUGGUUAGGUUGAUGCAACAGCCCUUGGAUCCAACUAAUUCCUUACAUGAAAACUGAUUUUUACCAUGUGAACGGUUUGAAUUUACCAUUACCUUGCUUGGUUCUGCCAGGACAUGCGCGAGGACUGAUAACGUUGCCAGCAUAUACUUGUGCGCCCAAAUCCCAGAUGAAUAUGAAGUAUAUGGUUGCUAACAUACGCAGAAAGUUUUAAAAUGCUAGUGCCCAUACUUCAGCUUUUCAGCUAAACUAGCUAGGCAAUUAAAGGAUUUUCAGAUGGGUGAUUAAAGAUUGCCAGGUGCUUUUGGCCCCUAUGUACAAAUCUGUUCUUUUCAUAGUAGAGACCAGCAAGUUUGAUAGGUGAAGCUGAGCCCAACUGCUGCUGCUACCACUAAGUAUAGUGACAAGUAGGUGUUAGACAAGUAGGUGUUAAACAUUGCUUAUUAGUUUUGCCUGUCUGAUCAAGUCAAUGUAUUAUUCUUAAUAAAUGAAAGCUUUUUUUCUUAAUGCA
Molecule: messenger RNA, 2832 nt
Organism: Zootoca vivipara (common lizard)
Lineage: Eukaryota; Metazoa; Chordata; Lepidosauria; Squamata; Lacertidae
Gene: GRSF1
Product: G-rich RNA sequence binding factor 1
Molecular function (GO): RNA binding
Source: RefSeq, a predicted model, not a curated record